Messenger RNA from Thamnophis sirtalis, 2866 nucleotides. It is a transcript of the gene C1QTNF6, whose product is annotated as C1q and TNF related 6. NCBI's taxonomy places the organism in Eukaryota, Metazoa, Chordata, Lepidosauria, Squamata, Natricidae. Gene Ontology annotation, molecular function: protein binding. The record is from RefSeq and is a predicted model, not a curated record.
GACUGAGCAGCCAGCGGAGGGACAGAGACGGUUUGCUGUAAGGACCUGCGGCGACGCGCAUCUCCACUGGGUUCACAAUGAAAAUCCUCCAAAUUAGCAUGCCCCUGGCUUUCCUUGUGCUCCCAUUCUUUGUGCUUGGGGCUCCCAGUGAAGAGCUUGGCCAGCAAGAAGUCCCUACCAGCUUGAAUGGUUGCAAGAGAUGUUGUGAUUCUCUAGAUGUCCCUGGCUCCUCUGAAGCCAGUCUUGGUACAGACAGACCUCAAGCUUUGCCAUUCGUAAUGCCAGAAGUUCGUCCAUAUAUCAACAUCACAAUUCUGAAAGGAGAAAAAGGAGACCAGGGAGAGACUGGAAUUCCUGGUAAAUGGGGCAAAGAGGGACCCCCUGGUGAUCGGGGACACCAGGGUCCAAAGGGCAGCAAGGGACAAAUGGGAGCACCUGGAGAUCCCUGCAAGCACCAGUAUGCAGCUUUCUCAGUGGGCCGGAAGAAGGCUCUCCACAGCAAUGAAGGCUACCAGGCUUUGAUCUUUGACACUGUCUUUGUGAACCUCUAUAGCCACUUUGACAUGUUUAAGGGUAAGUUCUACUGCUACGUGGCAGGCCUGUAUUUUUUCAGUCUCAACGUCCACACCUGGAAUUUCAAGGAGACCUACAUGCACGUCAUGCGGAAUGACCAAGAGGAAGUCAUUCUCUAUGCUCAGCCCAGUGACCGCAGCAUCAUGCAAAGCCAGAGUUUGAUGCUGGAGCUACGGGAGAACGAUGAGGUUUGGGUGCGUCUCUACAAGCGACAGCGUGACAACGCCAUCUACAGUGACGAUGUGGAUGUCUACAUCACUUUCAGUGGUUAUUUGAUCAAGCCCAGUCUUGAAUAGCUGUUUCCCUCCAAAGCACAAAUUCAACCUCUCAACAUCCUCUUGAUUUCCUGUGAACGUCUGCAAAUAAUACAGAAAAUGACCAACAGAUCUGAAAACAGAGAGAGCACUGAAAAAAAAACUUUUAUUUUCUUUUGAGAAUGCCAACUGGGAAAAAAAUAUUCAUGGGUCAAAAAAAAGACCCUCCAGAAAAGUUUUGCUGAUUUAUGUGUCCUUCUCAAUACUAGAUGUGAUUGUAAGGUACGAGCUGAAAAUCCUAAGCAGCCUCAUGAAAUUUCUGUACCUGCUAACUCAGAAUCAUUUUGUAAACAUCUUUGUUUGGACAUAACACUUCCUAAGCAGAAUGUUCUAAUUUAGAUUGUUUACAUGAGGUAAACUCUUUGAGGUACCUCAAGUGAGAUAAGUUACCGUAUCUUAUCUACAAAUCUACAAACCACAUGUAGGUGCCUGACAGCCCUCUUCUGUUUGCUAAGAAUUCCUGGUGAGAAGCCUUGUAUGACUGAUAGUUGCCAUCACCUUCACAAAAUUUACCUUUGUAAAUGUUCUAUAAGGUUGGCAAAUGUAACUGUGAUCUGUGCAUCUGUCUAAUGGACAUGCAGUACACUGUAUAACGCUGUAGGGAUCUCUUCCAUCACUAUGUUAAACAUAUGCAGGGUUAGGAUUUAUCCCAGGUGGCAAAAGAGUAGAAAUAAUGCUUCCAAUUUAUCCCCCAAAUCAGAAGAUUCCUAAAGAGGUUCCAUGCUGGUGCCUAAAAUUAUAUUGUAAUUGAUUGAAUCCCAGCAAAUCUAUAAACAUAUUACAGCAGGAUCCAUUUUCCUUCAACUGACCUAGAUUGAUAUUACAGACUUUCCCAUAGGCAGGUCACACAAAGGCCAUGAUGUGGGCAAAAUAAUCAGUGGGGUUUCCUUUAGUAUCAUGAUCUGACAUAAUGGCUCGUGAUAGAAUUAGUGAUUGGAGCAGGGCAGGGCUUCAGAUUCUAAGGGAUAAAUUCUUUGAAGAAUUUCUACACAGCCCCUGGCAGUAACUUGUUAAACCUAAGAGAUCUAUUCCAGAGAUUAUGCUGCAACUGCAUUUCUAUGUUGCUGUUUUAAGAUAUUUCCAACAUGUGCUAUAUGUUGCUCCCCAUGCUCCAAAGUAUCUUCCCCCUUCAAGCUUAAGAUGCUGUGCAGCCACUACUGGUUAGUUGGGUAAACUAUUUAUUGUAAGGGCAAAGGAUCCCAAGGAAUUAUAAGCAAAAGAAAGAUACAAGUGGCUUGCAUAUCAGCUUCUCUCAUUGAGGGAAGCAAAUGCCAUUUCUACAUAUGGAGCAUUCUCUUGCUAAAGCUACAAAAGAAAUAGGAUACUCCAAGGAUGGAAAAACAUGAAGAGUUUCUAGGGGGAACUUUUACCUUUUGAUUCUCACAUGAGACCUGCAAUAAAAUAUGGCAAAGUGCAUAGUCAUUCAAAAUCCAGCAUACCCUCUUCCAGGAAACAGCAUUUUAUUCUCCUCUUUCCUUAGUUUUCCAUUCCCCUCUCUCCCAAGAGUAACCAUCAAAUAAGUGCAAAAUAUGCUGUUUGGGGGAUCGAACAUUUGGAAGAAUUAUCUAUGCUGUCAUUCAAAGAGUGAUCUAAAACUUAACCUUCCAUCCAGAAGUGUCCAUCAGAAUUUUUUCUCUCUAUCACAUCAGGAUAAAUCACAAUUGUUCAAGAAGAUUAUAAAGGCACAUUUCUUUUCCUAUCUAUUCCAAUUUCCAUUCUGCCAUUAAGUAUAAGUUAGAUGACACGUACCCCUUUAUUCCCCAAAUCACUGCUUAUCUGUGUUAAAUGCUGACCUACCUUACAGUGUUGUGGUCAGGAUAUCGAUCAUCUUCUACCAACCUGAUACCUUGCAGAUAAGGCAGGAUUAUAACCUCCACUGCAUCUGUUGCAGUUCAACAUAUCUGGAGAUGCAAGUUUGGGGAAGAUUGCUUUAAGUAAAGCACUGAGCACUUCCUAAAAUGUGACUUAGAUCAGUGGUG